AUGGUGGAUUUUGUUCGACGGCUCGCCUCUGCCCUGCUCAAGUGCUGCGACCUUGACGUACCCAAUCGGCCAAAGGGCCUUGAGGACCCCGAACGCCUGGCUAGAGAGACUGUUUUUAAUGUGAAUGAAAUCGAGGCUCUGUAUGAGCUGUUCAAGAAGAUUAGCAGCGCUGUGGUUGAUGAUGGCUUGAUUAACAAGGAAGAAUUCCAAUUAGCCCUGUUUAAGACCAACAGAAAGGAUAGCAUGUUUGCUGAUCGGGUAUUUGACUUGUUUGACACGAAGCACAAUGGAAUUCUUGAAUUUGAGGAGUUUGCUCGAGCCCUUUCUGUGUUCCAUCCAAGUGCACCAAUUGAUGACAAAAUUGAUUUUGCUUUCAAAUUGUAUGAUCUCAAACAACAAGGUUUCAUUGAAAAGCAGGAGGUCAAGCAAAUGGUGGUCGCAACACUUGCUGAAUCAGGAAUGAAUCUUUCAGAUGAUAUUAUUGAAGGCAUUAUUGAUAAGACAUUUGAGGAAGCAGAUACAAAGCACGAUGGGAAAAUUGACAAGGAGGAAUGGCGUAGCCUUGUCUUGAGGCAUCCAUCUUUGUUAAAAAAAUAUGACCCUCCCAUAUCUCCGAGAAGAAAAAGGCCACCCUCUGUGGAUUGGAAGUUUGUUGGAAAGAGCAGAAGUAUCUUGUGGUUUGAGGACUAUAAUAACAGGAAAAACCACAAUAAAAUACCAUCAUUUCCACCCUUGGACAGAUAUGUUGAAACAGAUAAUUCUGAGGCAUGGACAAGUAUAGUGAAUGAUUCGACAUGGAAUAUUGUCAUGAAACCUUUGCUUGCCAGAUCGCUUGUUCUUCUCCGUCAGAUACUUAUCUGGAGAAAGAUGGGGGUAUUCUGUGCUGAUGGUGCAGAUACUUCUUAUCUGGAGAAAGAUGGGGGUAUUCUGUGCUGA
Miscanthus lutarioriparius is the source of this 936-nucleotide messenger RNA. NCBI's taxonomy places the organism in Eukaryota, Viridiplantae, Streptophyta, Magnoliopsida, Poales, Poaceae. The record is from the annotation of a GenBank genome assembly.